Molecule: messenger RNA, 2643 nt
Organism: Rhizophagus irregularis DAOM 181602=DAOM 197198
Lineage: Eukaryota; Fungi; Glomeromycota; Glomeromycetes; Glomerales; Glomeraceae
Biological process (GO): protein deubiquitination
Cellular component (GO): cytosol; nucleus
Molecular function (GO): cysteine-type deubiquitinase activity
Source: RefSeq, a predicted model, not a curated record
GUCGUUCUCAGGGAGAGAAGAUAUCGAAGUUGUCACAAAAAAUACACAAGACAUGCCGCUAAAGGUGCCAUUUAAUAUAGGGUUUCCAUAUAUAAGAAGAGGUGGUACUAAAAUAAAAGUUACACUUCCAAAACCACAAAUUUAUGGUAAUGAACAAAAUGUAUUAUAUUCACAAGCGGUUAUGAGAGCCAUGCAAAUAACGUCACCGACCCAGGCAAAUAAAAUAAUAAUACAAACAUCAUCAACGGUUAUAACAAAUGGAAACCGUUCAUCCAAACCAUCAAUAACGACACAAGUUUCUCUAGACAAUGAACCUUCCGUAGAUCGACCUUCUUCACAGGUUGUAUCGUCGAUAUCGAAUAAAUUGACCUCGGCAAAUAUUCAAAGCCGUUCAUCUUCACCCGACAAACCUAGCCCUUCAUAUAAUGCUGCUAAAGUUGAUGAUGGCCUAUCAUCAACAUCAGUUAACGGCACCACUAAUUUUUCCGGAACAAAUUGUUCCACAUCAAAGGUACCAAUGAGUACGAUUAAUGGGUCAACUUUUCAACAAAAUAAUGCUAGUAACCUCGAUGGAGCUACGAACCCAAAUUCAUUAAAUGUUCAACCUCAACAUAAGAACGGAGUUUCUGGAAAGGCCUCCGUAUGGAAUGGGAUUAAUUCAAAAAUUAUUAACCCGACUGGUGCUAUGAAAGAAUUUUCUCCUGGUUCGACAGCUGUCAGGUCUCAACAUACAAACAGUAUCACCAGUUAUCAACAUCAACGUGUCAUUAAGACACUGCAAUAUGGACCCAACACUAGUUUAACUUGCACUGCUGAAAAAAUGAGUACUAAUGAUUUCCAGAAGGAAUCAAGUUGUUUGGCCAAGCAUGUUGAACAACAUGAGUUAGAUAACAAAAACAAUACUUCAUCUUUUACCAGUACACCAAAUAGCUCUAGAAGGUCUUCUGAAUCAAAUGGUACUAAUGCCACUACUAAAGAGUCAACUCUUAAAAAUAACACAAAGCAUAAGAAAAAGAAUGAGAGUAAGACAUCAUCUGGUUUAAAUACACCAUCACAAUCUAAUACCCCUGGUGGUUCAAGAAGAUCUUCUACAUCACAUAACCCUAAUACAAUUGUUGUACCUAAAGAGACAUCAGUUAAAAAUGUUUCAGCACGACAAAUAGAACCAGAUAACAAGAGCAAUAUGCCAUCUGUUUCCAGUACAUCAACUGUCUCUAGAAGACCUUCAGAAUCAAUCACAAGUCAGCUUAAUUCAAAUGGUGCGGUAUCAUCUAACAUUAGUUGGGCUCAUCGUCUUUUCCCGAAAGAUGAAAACCAAAAGCUUAAUACUGUUAUAGCUGAAAGUUCUAAAUCAAACAUGAAGUCACCAAGUCCUCCAGUUAAACCACAAAAGCCACAAAAGCCAGAUGUUUCAUUAACGAACGGAAAACCUAAAGUAGGAGGAUUGGCGGGCUUGCUGAAGGACUUCGAUCCGUCUUUUCAAAAUGUAAAUAUGAGUCCGAGAGGACUCAUAAAUAAUGGUAACAUGUGUUUUAUGAAUGCGAUAUUACAAACGCUUUCACAUUGUCCACCGUUCUGUAAUCUACUCACACGCAUUUAUAAAGACGUCGCACAUAGCUUCAAUAGUACGACUCCACUAGUUGAUUCUUUGGUGAGAUUCAUUGAAGAAUACAAACAAAUGAAACGCACCGAAAGUUCCGAAGAAUUUGGAGAAGCUUUCUCUCCUGAAUAUGUAUAUGACGCGUUACGAGGACUCAAACGCUUCGACUCCAUGAAAGGGCGUCAAGAAGAUGCCGAAGAAUUUCUUGGGUUCCUCCUUGACGGGCUACACGAAGAGUUCUUGGCAGCUCUUAAAAGAGCUGAUCCUAAGAAUCAACAAUCUGAUAAAGCUAGUGUGGCAGGUAAUCAAAAAGAAGACGAUUGGAUGGAAGUCGGUCGCAAAAACAAAACAUGUUUUACCAGAACGACAAAUGUUGAAGAAACUCCUAUUAGUCGCAUAUUCGGUGGGAAUUUCAGAUCAGUAUUAACAUGUCCUGGUAGCUUUGAUUCCAUCACACUGCAACCAUAUCAGUCUUUACAACUAGAUAUACAGCCUGAUGAUGUAAAGACAAUUGGGGACGCUCUAAAAAAUUUGACCGUUUCAGAAUGUGUGGAUGAUUUCUACUCACCCAAAAAUGGUUUGGUGAAAGCUACAAAACGUUUGUACAUUGAGACGCUACCACCAAUAUUAACUCUUCAUUUGAAAAGAUUUAUUUAUGAUAACGUUGGCGGGACGCAAAAACUCAGCAAACAUAUUGGAUACUCGACAACAUUGUCAAUCCAACCUGAUAUCAUGGCUCAAGCACGCCGUCCUAAAGAGGCGAUAGAAUACCGACUCUUCGGAGUUGUCUAUCAUCAUGGAAAGUCAGCCACUGGUGGUCAUUACACUGCUGAUAUACUUUGUCAAAACGACUGGCUUCACAUCGAUGAUACAGCAAUUUCUCCAAUAUCAUUGGAAGAGGUUGCUUCAGUGGAGAAUCCCACCCAACCAACUGAUCGGUCGGCAUAUAUUCUGUUUUAUAUGAGAAGUUAAUUGUACGCUAAUCGGUCGGUUGGGUGAGGAGUUAAAAAAAAAAGAAUAAAAAAUUUUUUUUUAAAAAAAAA